UACUCACCUAUCGUCGUAGGACGAUUCAACAUGUAUCAAUCUCGCGAGUUUUCGUCUACCUUCAACCGAAAACCAGGGCGAAAUCAGUGCAUUUUCCUGCCUGCCGAAUGAAAUUUAUUUUUCUGUUCCUUCUAGUUGUUCCAUUGUUUCUUCAGGUCCCAGCAGGUCCCUCAGGUUGGCUCAAGAUCAAAUUGACUCCGACUAAACAUCCUCAAAUGCUUUGUUGUCAUUACGCGUAUUCAAGCGUUAUCCUAACUGGUAUUCCUCUCCCAGUUUUGCAACAUCUCCAAAUACCCGUGAUUGCAGUCAAUUUCCGGCAAGGCCACAUCCAACUUUUCGAACGGGGAAUAGCAUUGUCGGCACUUUCUCAGAUCAAUUUAGACCUGUUCCUCGUCAUUCAUGAUCAAUUUCUGAUACUGAAAGGCCCUGAUACUCUACAGUAUCGGUCAACACCGAUAACUAUCCCGAGAACCUUUUAAGGCACCGACACGGCCGUCAAUUGUGCUUCUUGUAGAGAUUAUUCGGGCUUUGGGGUAUGUGCGCUCUAUAAUUACUCCGAAGGGCCUACAUAUGUUUCUACCAACACAAUAAAUGCUGGACUUCAAGAACUACACAUAUUCGACACGUAUGUACGUUACGAAUAAGUUUCAAAGCUUACGUUUUCCGUAAUUUUAGGUACACCAGUAGCCUUCCU
Lentinula edodes (shiitake mushroom) is the source of this 694-nucleotide messenger RNA. RefSeq lists its product as uncharacterized. NCBI's taxonomy places the organism in Eukaryota, Fungi, Basidiomycota, Agaricomycetes, Agaricales, Omphalotaceae. The record is from RefSeq and is a predicted model, not a curated record. The coding region runs from base 108 to 479 and encodes 123 amino acids. The transcript is spliced from 3 exons.